AUGCCAAACGAGAAGUUCACAAGAAGCCAGCAGCUCGCGGGCGUCAUUUCGAUCCUGGGAGUCAUCCUCAUUGCCCGGCCGGCGGCUCUUUUUCCCAAAGAACCUCACGCAAAGGCGGCCACGGACCUCCAUGACUCGAACCUUCUAUUCGACACUGCUGUCAAAGAGCCCAGUACCAAACAGCAUCUGAUUGCUGUUGGAGCCGGCCUGGUGGGAGUCAUGGGAGCUACAUCGGCAUAUACCCUAAUACGCAAAAUUGGACCGCGUGCCCACCCGCUAGUCAGCGUCAACUACUUUGCUCUCUUGACCUCGGUGAUGUGUCUCCUGGCCGUUCUGGUCAUCCCAGGAGCCGAGCUGAGAAUGCCUGCAAACGUCAACGAGCUGCUUUUGCUCCUUGCCUUGGGUCUCUGUGGCUUUCUCUUCCAGUACCUGGUUACCGCGGGUCUUUCGUACGUACCGCCAAAGAUUGACGGGAAACCAUCUACACAUGGAUCUAGUGCUACCUCCAUGAUUUACCUGCAGAUUGUCUUUGCUCUCUUUUAUGACAAGGUGGUAUGGAACACUACCCCAUCGUCUACCAGUUUGCUAGGCUCUACCGUCAUUCUGCUGAGUGCAUUGUAUGUCGCCCUUGCGGCUGGAAAGAGUAAAAAGAAGGAUACGAGCAGCCAGACGAAGCCGGGAGAAACGCAGAAUACCAAUGGGAACCAUGAUGUUGAGGACCAGGCUUUGCCUAAGCCGUGGAAAGCUCGGGAUCGUUCUUCGGCCAGUGAAGGCGAAACAGAAGCCUUGCUGGGUCAACACAGAAAUGAUUGA
Molecule: messenger RNA, 813 nt
Organism: Trichophyton verrucosum HKI 0517
Lineage: Eukaryota; Fungi; Ascomycota; Eurotiomycetes; Onygenales; Arthrodermataceae
Product: DUF6 domain protein, putative
Exons: 1
Coding region: 1-813 (270 amino acids)
Cellular component (GO): membrane
Source: RefSeq, a predicted model, not a curated record